This is a messenger RNA of Eurypyga helias (sunbittern), 1257 nucleotides long. RefSeq names its product leucine rich repeat containing 3B (gene LRRC3B). Gene Ontology annotation, molecular function: protein binding. NCBI's taxonomy places the organism in Eukaryota, Metazoa, Chordata, Aves, Eurypygiformes, Eurypygidae. The transcript has a single exon. The coding region runs from base 160 to 939 and encodes 259 amino acids. The record is from RefSeq and is a predicted model, not a curated record.
GCCUCUAAGAAGAGUAUUGACCAUGAGGAAGCCCACAUGUUAGUCAGUUUUUACUAAUCCCACCGAAGAAAAUGAAGCCACGUUUCAGCUUUGCCGUUCCAUUCUGUUCCACUGUUGGCUGAAUGAGAAAUGGUCAUGUGAUUAUGCUGACACCCCAGCAUGCAUUUGGUAGACCUGUGGUUAACUCGUUCCCUCUCCAUGUGUCUGCUCUUACAAAGUUUUGUCCUCAUGAUACUGUGCUUUCAUUCUGCCAGUAUGUGCCCGAAAGGCUGUCUCUGUUCUCACUCCGGAGGUCUGAACGUCAGCUGUAGCAAUGCAAACCUCAAGGAAAUACCCAGAGAUCUUCCUCCAGAAACAGUCUUACUUUAUUUGGACUCCAAUCAGAUAACAUCUAUCCCCAAUGAAAUUUUUAAGGACCUGCACCAACUGAGAGUCCUCAAUUUAUCAAAAAACGGGAUUGAGUUUAUAGAUGAACAUGCCUUUAAAGGGGUGGCAGAAACCUUGCAGACUCUGGAUUUGUCUGACAACCGGAUCCAAAGCGUGCACAAAAACGCUUUCAACAACCUGAAGGCCAGAGCCAGAAUUGCAAACAAUCCCUGGCACUGUGACUGCACACUGCAGCAGGUGUUGAGGAGCAUGGCCUCCAACCACGAGACGGCCAACAACGUCAUCUGCAAGACUUCUGUGCUGGAUGAGCACGCGGGGACACCAUUUCUUAACACUGCCAACGAUGCUGACCUCUGCAACCUGCCUAAAAAGACUACCGAUUAUGCCAUGCUGGUCACCAUGUUUGGCUGGUUCACCAUGGUGAUCUCGUAUGUGGUUUAUUACGUCCGGCAAAAUCAGGAGGAUGCAAGGAGGCACCUUGAGUACUUGAAAUCCCUGCCAAGCAGGCAAAAGAAACCCGACGAAGCUGAUGACAUUAGCACUGUGGUAUAGUAUUCUGAAUACAAUGACUGCCUUUGUGGUGGAAACUAGGUUUGGAUGACACUAAAACCAGAGGUUUACUUCUAACAUUCAUUGUAAACAUUAAGACUUUUGGGGUUUUUUUUCCUGUUUAACUGAAUUACGCCACUGUUGAGCUUUCUAGCAGAAAGUUUUGUCUGGGUGGUAUACUUUAAUUAUUUCUCUGGUGGUAUCCUAAAGCAAGUGAAUUAAUAUGUAAACAUUAGUUUAGACCCAUUCCACUAUUUAAUAAUGAAAUUUAUUUUUUUAGUUUAAAAACCAAAUAAAAGCUUAAAUUUGAACCAUGUAAAA